Puccinia triticina is the source of this 1500-nucleotide messenger RNA. RefSeq lists its product as uncharacterized. Lineage: Eukaryota; Fungi; Basidiomycota; Pucciniomycetes; Pucciniales; Pucciniaceae. The record is from RefSeq and is a predicted model, not a curated record. The transcript is spliced from 3 exons. Bases 1 to 1500 code for a protein of 499 amino acids.
AUGGAAUCACAUCCAUCCAAAAGCAACACAUACCAAAAUUGGGGGAUGGGUGUUAUCGCCGAUAGGCCCAAUUUUGGCCCCGUGCAAGCCUCCGAGUUCGGGGGAUCCGAGCACUACCCCGACUGGCGGUGGACCACCCGUUCCCAGCAGCUCUAUGGCCUCUGGGUCCAGCUCCUGGGGUGCCACUCGGGCCACGGACGAUCCGUAGGCUGGCGCGUCUCGGCACAACAAAUCACGAUGGAACAGGAUGAGAACAGUCUCCAAAGAAUGCGAAGGUCGAGGGAGAUUUCCUCCUUCAGCACUGUUGUGGAGGAGCUAACUCACAAGCACAGCUUGGACCCCGAUCACCUUACGCCAGGCGAGAAAGAUUCAAGCCUAACCAUCGAGGACAUGAGCGGAAAACUGGAAAUAAUGGAAAAUCUACAAUCGAACCUUCUCCCCUUAUUCAAAGGCCAGCUCACCCCGCUUCUGAACUCACUUGACUUAAUCGAUCCCAAGAAGAAUCCAGAACCAGAAAUCAACCCGACUGCAAAACUCUUGUCAAAUCUGGAUGAGACCUUGAAGAGCAUUGUAUCUUCCGUUGUCUCGCUCACUCUCAAAUCACCUCUACCGGACGAAAAAUAUGAUCAUGGCUUGGAGAACUUGAAGGUCUUUCGAUGCUCUCAUCUAAAAAGGAGUAUUCGGCUUUUGGUUGGAGUGGCUAUUUAUGAUAAGUUAUUCCGGCACCUUUCGAGCUUUAUCCAGCACUGCUCUAGGGUAUAUCUUGCGAACGAGGAUUCCAGGCUUUCGGACGAGGGGUCCAAUUUGAGAAGAGAACUCGAAGAGACCGUCCUUGUUUCCCACGGUGUGAUCAGAUGGAUAAUCGGGCUGUGCCAGGAAUCCGACUGGGCUAUGGUCCUAGGAGCUUGGCGCGUGGCAUCUUACUAUUUCGAUCAACUGCUAGUGUCGGUAUUGGCUAGCCAAACCCGUUUUAUGAUCCACUCGACAUCAGAAGCGGAUCCGAACGAAAAUCCAAACCUGGACGAAAGAAACGUUCUAUCAGAACUGAUGGCUGAAAUAUUAAAGUCAACUGUACCACUUGUCAAACUGGGAAGAAUCCUGAUCGUGAAAACCUCAGAAACAAUCCGGAGGAAAAGCUUAUCGGCAUUGCGACGCACAGAGCUUAAUUCGGAGACAAUGAAUCAGUUGGAAGAGACCCCUCAAUUAAUUCUUAAGCCUCUCAAGAACCUCUCCAACAUCUUACAACGGUCACCUCAAAGAUUCUCUGUCGACGAUCAAAAUGCCAUUCGAAAUUCAGUCCGCAAGCUCCCUGCAGAUAUGGAAUCCACUCUACGCGCUCUAGAUUCUCUCCUUAUUCCCUUUCUACCCCAAUCUGAAGAUGAAACACCCGCAUGUCACUUAAAGUCUUUUUUUCCAACCUUCGAACAAUCCUGGAAUAGGGCCAGCGAUAAUUUGAUGCAUGUUAUCUCAUCCUUUGAGGUUCAAGGUAUGGCCACUUGA